CAGGUCACCACAAUGACGUCAGUUCCUCAUGACGAUGAUGACCAAAAUGGCGGUGCGCAGAUAGAAGUUUUUCGUCUGCUAGCUGUGCUAGUAUUUUUUCGACCAACUUCGCGUUUUAAAACAAACCGUCAAGAAACCACGUUAUUUUCCUGGUAACCAAAGCCCUCAGAAUGCUGGAAAGCAUUUCAUGUACGGUUGUUUGAAACACUGGGCAGCAGUAUUUCUGUCUUUAUUUUAUCGAAGACUUUACUUCCGGGUUUGUCAGCCUGUACAAGAUGCCGACCAUGCAGGUUUUCGUCCGCUUCAACUCGCACCACAGCUUCCCCGUAGACGUGGACUCGUCCUGGAGCGUCCUGCAGCUGAAGGAGGUGUUGGCGGCCCGACAGCAGGUCCCGCCCGCCGAGAUCAGGAUCAUCUUCGCGGGGAGAGAGCUCAGGGAUUCAUUCAUCAUCGGGGAGUGUGACCUAGCCAGUCACAGUAUUGUCCAUGUGGUCCGAGGUCGGCCUCAGCUGUCUGUGGAGGCUCAGGUCUCCUCCAGCAGUUCCCAGGAGCCCCAGUCUCUCACCAGGGUGGACCUGAACCCACAGGAAGAUGGAGCCUCAGCAUCCAACACCUCACAUGGGGCAGCCCACAGACAUCCUCACUUCUUUGUGUACUGUAAGCAGCAGUGUAAGGACGUCCAGCCUGGUAAACUCAGGGUCUCGUGCGCCACCUGCAAACAGGGAACUCUUACUCUCAACAGGGGCCCUGGCAGUUGGGAUGACGUGCUGUUGCCAGGGCGGAUCCAGGGGAGAUGUCAAUCACAGGGUUGCCAAGGAACAGUUGCUGAGUUCUACUUCAAGUGUGCUGCCCACCCUACACAGGAGGAGGAUACUGCAGCGGCCCUGUACAUGAUCAAGAGUAACACACAGGACGUACCAUGUAUGGUAUGUGAGGAAGUCAGCACCCCACUGAUAUUGUUUGAGUGUGAGGAUGCCCAUACCUCCUGUCUGGACUGUUUCCACACCUACUGUACCACCAGGCUGAAUGACAGACAGUUUGUCCAAGAUGCUACCUUGGGGUACACACUGCCUUGUCCAGCUGAAUGUGAAGAUUCCCUGAUAAAAGAAGUUCAUCAUUUUAGGGUCCUGGGAGAUGAACAGUACGAGCGUUACCAGAGGUUUGGUACGGAGGAGUGUGUUCUGCAAAUGGGCGGGGUGCUGUGCCCGGGGCGGGGCUGUGGGGCGGGGCUGCUGCCGGAGGGGGAAACCAGGAGGGUGGAGUGUGUGAGACAGGGAGCACAGGGGUGUGGGCUUGUUUUCUGCAAAGACUGCCUUGAACCUUUCCACCAGGGGGAGUGCAGGCCACAGAUGGAACAGCUUUUUGGAGCCGAGAAUAGGAUUGCAGUAGACCCUGAGAGUGCCUUGAGGUCUCGGUGGGAGCGAGAGUCAGAAGAGACAGUCAGGCAAACCACAAAACCCUGUCCUAACUGCAAGGCACCUGUGGAAAAAAAUGGCGGAUGCAUGCACAUGACGUGCCCCAGGGCACAGUGCCGCUACGAGUGGUGCUGGCUGUGUGAGACGGCCUGGAAUAGAGACUGCCAGGGAGACCACUGGUUCGGCUGAACAACACAGGACCAAUCAGUACAUCUCUACUAUCCCUGUUAGGCAAAGAAGACCACAUCUUAUAGAUGGAUGACAUCUGCAUGGACAUUGGUUUUACAGUGUAAUUAGAUUUAAAAAUAAAAGUUCUGAUGUCAAAACAAAGCAAUGGGUUAAUAUGGGCUUUGUUUUACAGUUUUCCAUAGGAGAAUGAAAGCAUCAAGCCACACAAAUAUACCAGUUUAAAGCUCUGAUUUUAAGCUGAAUUUUUUAAACUGCUAUUAGAGUUGAAUUGUUGUCAAUUGAGUCUUCCAAACCGUCAUAAUAUUGAUAUUUUUCUUUAAGUUUAACCUUAAUCUUACAAAGGAAGGUACAUUUGUAUUAUACUUUAUUAUUGAUCGCAAGUCUUGUCGGUAAAGAAAAGGAUAAGCCAUUAUGACAAAUGUAUUGUUGGACUAGUUGAGAAAUAUUGGUCAGAAUCCUAUGCAAACAACAGUGUAGAAUCUUGCUGCAAAGAGUACAAAAUGAUCAUGUUGCCAAAAUAAACAAAUAUCAAAUAGA
Branchiostoma floridae (Florida lancelet) is the source of this 2141-nucleotide messenger RNA. Its product is annotated as E3 ubiquitin-protein ligase parkin-like. NCBI's taxonomy places the organism in Eukaryota, Metazoa, Chordata, Leptocardii, Amphioxiformes, Branchiostomatidae. The record is from RefSeq and is a predicted model, not a curated record. Bases 276 to 1604 code for a protein of 442 amino acids. Gene Ontology annotation, biological process: regulation of mitochondrion organization; negative regulation of protein phosphorylation; positive regulation of proteasomal ubiquitin-dependent protein catabolic process. The transcript has 11 exons. Gene Ontology annotation, cellular component: mitochondrion; ubiquitin ligase complex; endoplasmic reticulum. Gene Ontology annotation, molecular function: zinc ion binding; ubiquitin protein ligase activity; ubiquitin conjugating enzyme binding.